CUUGACCCCAGUGGCAGCUGUCCCAUGGAUCUGGGGGUGUUAGGAACCUCCAUUGUCCCUGGGCUCCAGACUAUAAUGGGAUGGAGGGUCAUCUCAAUGGGAUGGAGUUUGAUCCAAGCCUCUGACUUGGCCCUGGCGCUGUCCAAUGUUCCAUGGGGCUGUUUGGUGGCCAUGAGCACCCCACGCCCUGCAGCACAGCUGGGGAUGUAGAUACAGCCCAAUGUGGGAUGAGGCCCCACAUCCCAUGGGCACAUCCACGUCCCCACCACAGCUCUCCCCCCACAGAUAACGGCCGCGUUGUGGCUGCUCCCCCUGAGUCCACGUUUCCUCAUUGCCCAACUUCAGGGCCCAUAAAAGGCACCGUGAGCACGGGGUGGGCACGGGGUGAGGAUGUGGAGCUGCUGGGUGCUGGUGCUGGCGCUGCUGGGGGGGGCCUGUGCCCUCCCGGCCCCCCUGGACUACAACCAGGCUCUGGCCCAGGCUGUGGACUCCUACAACCAACGGCCCGAGGUGCAGAAUGCCUUCAGGCUGCUCAGCGCCGACCCCGAACCCGGCCCAAACGUCCAGCUCAGCUCCCUGCACAACCUCAACUUCACCAUCAUGGAGACGCGGUGCCAGGCGCGUUCGGGUGCCCAGCUUGAAAGCUGCGACUUCAAGGAGGACGGGCUCGUCAAGGACUGCGCUGCGCCCGUGGUGCUGCAAGGCGGCCGCGCCGUGCUCGAUGUCACCUGCGUGGACUCCAUGGCUGAUCCUGUCCGUGUCAAGCGCUUCUGGCCGCUGGUGCCGGUGGCCAUCAACACGGUGGCUGCGGGCAUCAACCUCUACAAAGCCAUCAGGAGGAAAUGAGCCACGCUCAGAGCUGCUCUCACCGCUGUCCCUCCGCAGCCCCCCACCCAAUAAAGCUGUUUUUCUGG
This is a messenger RNA of Coturnix japonica (Japanese quail), 914 nucleotides long. RefSeq names its product cathelicidin-3. Gene Ontology annotation, biological process: defense response to Gram-positive bacterium; antimicrobial humoral immune response mediated by antimicrobial peptide; defense response to Gram-negative bacterium. The record is from RefSeq and is a predicted model, not a curated record. Gene Ontology annotation, cellular component: extracellular region. NCBI's taxonomy places the organism in Eukaryota, Metazoa, Chordata, Aves, Galliformes, Phasianidae. Gene Ontology annotation, molecular function: lipopolysaccharide binding.